Molecule: messenger RNA, 1469 nt
Organism: Megalops cyprinoides (Indo-Pacific tarpon)
Lineage: Eukaryota; Metazoa; Chordata; Actinopteri; Elopiformes; Megalopidae
Product: regulator of G-protein signaling 21
Exons: 5
Coding region: 46-606 (186 amino acids)
Source: RefSeq, a predicted model, not a curated record
UCAGAGUACGAAUGCCUCUGCUUGAGACCUUCCUAUUGAGCCAAAAUGCCAAAGCUACGUUUUUCUAAAAUACGGAUCUACGAAUUUAAAAAUCUGUUCAAAGAGAAGACGCAAAAAAUGAACAGAAAGAAUAAGAAAAAUGACAUCCAGUGUAUUUUGUUGAAGAAAAUGCUUGAGACAUCUAUUUUCACCUAUUUCAAACGUCAAGAUGGUGAAAAAGGUUUGCAGCCAACACUGGAAAAACUGUUGAAGGACAAAAGUUUCCUGGCAGCUUUCAGAAUGUUCCUCCAGUCAGAGUUCAGUGAGGAGAACAUUGAGUUCUGGUUGGCUUGCAAGGAUUACAGUGGCACCGUGUCACCUGCAGAACGCUCCUGCAAGGCUGCAGAGAUUUACCAGGAGUUCCUCCACCCCCAGGCCAAGAAAGAGAUCAACAUUGACUAUCACACUCGCGAGAGGAUCAAACGGGCCAUGCAGGAUCCAGACCCCUCCUGCUUCAAUGAGGCGGAGAGACAUGUGUACAGACUGAUGGAAAUCGACUCCUGUCCAAGGUUCCUGAAAUCGGAAAUCUAUUGGAACCUCCAGAACAAAGCAAAGGCCUCAUGCUAAAACCCACAGAUGUGGGGUCGGCACAAUGCAGAGAGUGAACAUGUCUGGACUGCAACUUAAACUCUCCAUAGCAGUCAAGUAUAGAUUACUCCUGUGGGUGGCUUUGGAAAAUAAAAAGGUUCCAAACAGAACAAAAUACCUCACAGGAAGGAGAGCAAACAUGUAAGCGACAAAAGGAAAUGACUAAGAUCUAAUUUACCCAAGACAAAAAAUAGAAAAAUCCUGAUGUAUAUAUAUAUAUGUAUAUAUAUAGACUAAAACUGAACAGUGACUCCUGUGCUCUGUUCUCCCUGUAUCACAGACAGAUUUAUGUCAAAUCAGCAUGGGACACCAUGAUAUUCUUGGAAAAAUGCUCUGCAUGAUUCAGAAGAGGUGGCAAACAGAGCAUUUGCUUAGAGUGAUUUACAGACUCUUAACUGUGAGAAACAUCUACUGCUGAUAAAAUAACCCGACACUGGUUAAUCUGCUCCAUGGAAGACCUUGGAUGCAGUAAAUCAGAAAGUGUGUUCACUUCAUACACAGCAAUAAAGCAUCUGUAAAGUUGUUUGGAUCAUCUGCAAUGUUUCUGCGUCAUGUCAUGAUCUGUAAUCAUGAAGUCAGAAAGUAUUGCCAUCCUUUGCUAUAUAGAUGGAUAUUUGAUGCAAAUUGUGGAAUGACAGUAAAUAACCUUACAUAGAACAAAUGCAUUCUGUGACCUGUUCCUUUGCUAAUGAAUGGGUCUCCUUAUUUGGAAUGUAAUUAUCUAACUGCGACAGAUUCUCCAGUGCUUCAGAUCAUUCUGAAUAUAAAACGCCAAAACAAUAUUAUGUUACCCAGUCAAAAAUGUUAUUUCAUGAUGCACAAUAAAAGGACAUUAGAACUAA